AUGGACCACAAGCUGCCAUCCAGUACAAGGAGAAACUACAUAGCUUUAAUCCCCAAGACAAAUGAGUUGAAUAUCGUAUCCCAUGAGUUUGCACCAAAUCCAAUUAAAAAAAGAUCAAGAAAUGGUUGUACAAACUGUAAGAGAUUGAAGAUAAAGUGCAGUGAAGAUAAACCAGAAUGUGAAUAUUGUAUACAGACUGGGAAACACUGCAUUUAUCUAAACAGUGAGACUUCAAAAGCUAAAAAAAAUCAAAAAUUAGCGAUCAGUAAUCAACAAAAAAGAACUGAUACAGGUUUAUCCAACAAGUCUUUGCAAAAAAUUAAUUCAGCAACAUGUCAAUUGGAUAUUUCAAAAUUUGAAUUACAACUUUUGAAAUUCUAUCUUGAAUUUGGUGGAAGUUUUUUCUCUCUUGAAACGUCGUCAAAAUAUUAUUCAUUUUGGUGUGAUGAUGUUCCGAAAUUAUGGUGUUCUUCAGAUGUGAUCAAAUAUGCUUUAUAUUCAGUGAGCUGUGCUAGGUUACUAGCAAAUUACGGUUAUGAUACAAGUAAGGAAAUCUAUAUUGAAAAUGAAAAUCAAGAUUCAACCUCUGCGAUGCCCUUUACAAUAACGUUGAAUGACCAAGCUUUGAAAUACCUUAAAAAAACAUUGGAGAUGAUUGAAUUGUAUCAAUUAUUAAUUGAUGGUCAAUCUGUUGAUUCAAAAGAGACAGAGGAUCUGCUAGGUCAAUUAGCCAUUGCAACAAAAUUGAGUGUGGGCUCAAAAGUUAUUUUACCAAGACCAAAAAAAAUUAAAGAAAUAACAAAGGUUAAAGAUUUAAGUAUAAUUGAAUUUAUGACCACAACAGGAGCAUCACUUCAAUGUUUUGAUAAAUAUUCUUUGUUUUUGAAACAAUCAAAAUAUUCAGGUGUUUUUGAGCCAGAAGCAAUCCCUAUUGAAGAAUAUAAUCGAAAAUUCAAUAAUUAUGAAAUAGUUUUGGUUAAACAUUUGGAGUAUUAUAUUAGCCAAAGAAUAAGUGCUUCGGAUGAUUCUCAAAUCACUUACCAGUCUGCUAUUUCAAAAUUGGAAGCUUCAUGUUUUCAAACAUUAUAUUUUCGUUAUACAAUUGCCCUUUUUAGAGCAGUUGUCCAUUUAUCUAUGGAUAAUGAUUUUGUUAACCUUUUGAAAGAAGAAGAUCACACGGCAAUGAAGAUUAUGUUUUAUAUUUGUUGUUUGAAUUCAAUUUUCCAUUAUCAAUCCUAUCAAAGAGAUGGUAUUCAAAAUGAGUUUUUGGAAUUUUACAUCAAGUACUCUAGGGAAAAAUUUAACGAGAAUGAAGGAUGGGAAGAUGAUAUUGAUAAAAACGCUUAUGAAUGGGUUAUUGCAAGAUCAAAAAGUGAUCGGGCUUACUCUUUGGAUGUUUUGAGAUAUGUUGGUGAACCUGUUGAUAAGUUUCUUGAAGCUGGAAUCUUGCUUUCGCACGACCAUAAUUAG
Molecule: messenger RNA, 1470 nt
Organism: Hansenula anomala
Lineage: Eukaryota; Fungi; Ascomycota; Saccharomycetes; Phaffomycetales; Wickerhamomycetaceae
Product: Zn(II)2Cys6 transcription factor domain-containing protein
Exons: 1
Coding region: 1-1470 (489 amino acids)
Biological process (GO): regulation of transcription by RNA polymerase II
Molecular function (GO): zinc ion binding; DNA-binding transcription activator activity, RNA polymerase II-specific
Source: RefSeq, a predicted model, not a curated record